CAUCAGUUGAUCGUCGUACAUCAACCAACCAUCAAUAAACAAACCAACAAUGGCCUUUAAGAUUUUCGUCUUUUUAGCUGCUGUAGCUGUGGCGAGGGGUGGAGUUUUAGCUCCUGUAGCUAAUGUAGCCAUCGCCGCCAAGUUAGCAGAUAGCGAAUACGACCCAAAUCCUCAAUACACCUUCGCUUAUGACGUCAACGACGCAAUUACGGGAGAUUCAAAAAGUCAAAUUGAGAGUCGUAAUGGAGAUAUCGUCCAAGGCCGUUAUGUUGUUGACGAUCCUGAUGGUACAAGAAGAACUGUGGAUUACACCGCUGAUCCAUUAAAUGGUUUCAAUGCUGUUGUUAGUAAAGGACCUCAAGUUAAAGCUGUUGUUGCACCAGCUGUAGCGAGAGUUGCAGCUCCAGUUGUGGCUGCGCCUGUUGCUGCUAGAAUUGCUGCACCAGUUGGAGUUCCUGCUCCAGUAGCACCUGUUUUAGCAAGGGCUGUACAUCAAGUUGCACCAGUUGCUUACCCAGCUCCCGGUUUUCCUAAAAUAGCUGCACCCGUAGCUUAUACAUCACCAAUCGCUGCACCAUUUUCUUACCCACAACCUGUUGUUAACCCUGUUGCAUAUACAUCACCCUACACUUACGUGUAAAAUUUAAGAUCAGACUAUUUUUUGUAUGAUAAAAACUCAAGCCUACUAGAAAAUGUAAUAUAAAUAUAUGUAUAUAAGCAG
This is a messenger RNA of Onthophagus taurus, 721 nucleotides long. Its product is annotated as larval cuticle protein A2B. The record is from RefSeq and is a predicted model, not a curated record. Gene Ontology annotation, cellular component: extracellular matrix. NCBI's taxonomy places the organism in Eukaryota, Metazoa, Arthropoda, Insecta, Coleoptera, Scarabaeidae.